This is a messenger RNA of Lachancea sp. 'fantastica', 1839 nucleotides long. NCBI's taxonomy places the organism in Eukaryota, Fungi, Ascomycota, Saccharomycetes, Saccharomycetales, Saccharomycetaceae. The record is from the annotation of a GenBank genome assembly.
AUGACCUCUCAGUUCUUGUCAACCAUAGGUGAGAAUCCUGUCAACAUUUUUGACGGCUCAACGGCCUUUUCAGACUUUUCUUUGGAACUUGUGAAGUCCUAUGUCGACGGAGUAAUUCAAAGUCAGAGCAACGACAAUGACAGUAAGAGACUGCUCGACGAAAUCACCAUAGAUGGCUUAGAUGCAAACCAAGUUUGGCAACAAGUUAGGCUGGUUAUGGAAAGUAGCGGCUCACAGCUGCUGGAAAAAAUUGGCGAGGUGAGAAGGAUCACCGAUGAUGUCAUCGGUAGCGAUAGCGAACCAGCUGAAAGUGAAGAAUACUCGCAAGAUGAAGAUGAUGAAACGGUACCAGCAUUAGAGUUUUCCGAGAGCGAAAGUAUGGAUAGUUAUGCUGAUGACAUCCGACACAAAGAGGAGAAUGAGUCGGAUGAAGAAGAAGAAAAUGAAAGUGGAAGUGAGAAAUAUAUGAACAAGGAUAGCGAGGCAGAUAGCGACGAGAACGAACGUGAAUCUUUGAACGAACCACUCGCUAAACUCGGUGGUGAUUUGGAAAGUGCUAGUCCAGCAGCAAGUGCCUCUAAGAAGAAGGACGAUUACGGUUUGAAUGACGAGUUUUUUGAUCUCGAGGAAUUUAACAAACAAACGCUCAAAGCAGAAGAUGGCGAGGAUAACGCCGACGAGGAUAUCGACUACUUUGCCGAAAUGCCAUCAGAUGAGGACGAGGAAGCCGAUUAUUAUGACGAUUUUUUCGACAAGCCUAAGGUUGCCGGACGCGAUGAUUUUAGUCGAGGAGCCGAAGGCAGCGAAAGCGACUUUGGAAACUCAGAAAGUGAUGCUGACUAUGAAGUCUUCCGUGCCAUGGAGUCUGCAAAGAUGGAUUUAUUUGCGAACGACGAUGAUCAGGUCGAAUCUAAUGAUGAAAAAAAUGAUGUUGAGGAACUAUCGACAUUCCAGCGUCAGCAACUUGAAAUUCAGCGUCAGAUUGCACAGCUUGAGAAAGAGGCUGUUGCUGAGAAGAAGUGGGCUUUAAAAGGUGAAGUAAAAGCUAAGGAUAGACCUGACGACGCUUUGUUGACUGAGGACAUCGAGUUCGAAAGAACAUCGAAGCCGGUGCCGGUCAUAACUGCUGAGGUGACAGAGUCUUUGGAGGACUUAAUUCGUAGAAGAGUUCUGCAUUUCGAGUUCGAUGAUCUAGCUAGAAGAGUUAUUUCUAGCACCAAUUUUUCAGGACCGAAACGUCAAUUUGACCUCAGUGAUGCCAAAUCCUCGAAAUCGCUAGCAGAACUGUAUGAGGAUGAUUACAAAGGAGGUUCACAGGAAGCAGACGUUUCGGAAGAGCUCCAAAAAGCACACGACGAAAUCUCAGAACGCUUUAACGAUCUCAUGUACAAGCUAGAUGCUCUCUCGUCUGCUCAUUUCGUUCCAAAACCAGCUCAAAAGCAAUUAGAGGUGAAGGUUCAGAGUGCCGCUCUCAACAUGGAAGAUGCUCAGCCGUUAACAAUGUCGACGGCCUCUACACUUGCCCCACAAGAAGUAUACACCCCUGGCGCGGUCCGUGGUACAAACGAAGUGUCUUUGAAAAACGGCACUGUGAUGUCCAGAGACGAACUUUCUCGGGAAGACAAAAAUAGAUUGAGACGGGCAUUGAAGAGAAAGAGAUCCAAACACGCACAAUCCAAGUCAGAAGAUCCAAGAAAGAAAACCAAGCGCGACGAUGUUAUAGAUUCGUUAUCCCAAGCCAGAAAUGUGACAAUCAUUGGUAAAAAGGGAGAGAAAACCGACGUUAGGGGUAAUGCGAAGAAGUCAAGGGCAUCGGAACCCAAAAACUUUAAAUUAUAG